Dentiscutata heterogama is the source of this 558-nucleotide messenger RNA. NCBI's taxonomy places the organism in Eukaryota, Fungi, Glomeromycota, Glomeromycetes, Diversisporales, Gigasporaceae. The record is from the annotation of a GenBank genome assembly.
AUGCCGAACACUAAAAAUUAUGACGAUAUGACAUCUGAAGAACAAAGGGAACACGACAGAAUUGCAAGAGAAAAGGAGGAAGCUGAACAAGCAGCUUUGCCUUACAGGUGGAAACAAACUUUACAAGACGUUGACGUUACAGUUCCUGUACCGAAGGGAACACGUGCACGAGAUCUAAUAGUUACGAUAAAAAAAAAACAUUUGACAGCGGGAUUGAAAAAUAAUCCACCUAUUAUUGAGGGUGAAUUAUGUAAAGAAAUUAAAGUAGAAGAUUGUACUUGGACACUGGAGGAUCAGAAAGAAAUUUAUAUUCAUUUGGAAAAGGUUAAUGGCGCGGAAUGGUGGGAGAAUGUUAUUAAAACUCAUCCUCCUAUCGAUACAACAAAAAUUCAACCUGAAAAUUCAAAAUUAAGUGACUUAGAUGGUGAAACUCGUGCAAUGGUUGAAAAAAUGAUGAUGGGUAAAAAGACAUCUGAUGAAUUGCAAAAAGAAGAAAUUUUGAAGAAAUUUCAAGCACAACAUCCUGAACUUGAUUUUUCAAAUGCAAAAAUUUCUUAA